Mercenaria mercenaria is the source of this 1387-nucleotide messenger RNA. RefSeq lists its product as uncharacterized. The transcript has 2 exons. Gene Ontology annotation, biological process: cellular response to oxidative stress. Lineage: Eukaryota; Metazoa; Mollusca; Bivalvia; Venerida; Veneridae. Bases 167 to 475 code for a protein of 102 amino acids. Gene Ontology annotation, cellular component: cytoplasm. Gene Ontology annotation, molecular function: glutathione disulfide oxidoreductase activity. The record is from RefSeq and is a predicted model, not a curated record.
UAGAAUUAUAUGUGCUUAUUUGUGGACCGGAUACCUGAAAAUGAAAUUUAUGUAUUUCAUGUUCACAACAAAAAACGUGCCAGCCACAUUAUGAGAUAAUCGUACAUCUAUAUUUGACCCUUCAGAUCGUCCGUAUAAAUAAUUAGAACAAAGAACACUAACAGUUAUGGCUAACACGAGGGACAAAAUUAUGGCUAAAAUAGCCGACAAGAAAGUAAUGAUGUUUUCUAAGACUUAUUGUCCGUUCUGUACAAUGGCGAAGGAUGUACUAAAGAACUAUAAUCUAGGAGCUGACGAGUAUGAAGUGUGGGAGAUAGAAAAUGAAGCGAAUUGUUCAGAAAUUCAGUCUGUUCUACGCGAAAUAACAGGGGCACAAACGGUACCACGCGUGUUCAUCAACGGUAAAUGUAUCGGUGGCGGAUCUGAAACCAAGGCGCUGCAUGCCAAGGGUGAACUUAGGGCAAUGCUGAACUAGAACUUCCAGCACUAACAACAUCAGUUUUACAACACCACAACGUCAACCUGUUUGGAGAAGUUUGGAGAAGUUUGAAAAUUCAGAGCCAAGUUAUAUCUUGUUAAUGUGUAAAUUGUCACUUCAGUUAAAAUAAUGUGAGAGAUGGUAGAUUUCUAUUCGGUAUUGACCCAGUGAAAUCCUAAUCAAUUUUACAGCAUAUUAUAUCGACAAUCAUGUGUUUUGUUAAAUUAUUCUCUUUGUAUUGUUUUCCAUUUGUACUACAUGUUAUCUUAUUUCGAUCUCAGAUAUUAUAACAUGAUCUGUGAUAUGUUAAAAUCUAUAACCAGAUAUUCUUUUUACAUUCAAAGAGACCAAUAAUUUGAGGGUUUUUUUUUUUUUACAAUUCAUAAGCAUUCUUUUCGAAAUAUUUCUAAUAUCCGCCUUUCCAUUUUACAGGGCGACCCACCCUUGUGGCUUUUCGGUACCGUUUCCCCGGGAAAAUUGCUCGAUUUAGAUAUUUUGCUUAUAAUGUCAUUAUUUCUCAAUGGAUGCUAAUAAUAAAAAAAAAAGAAAAGAAAAAAGGAUUACUUUCAUCGGCACUAAGCGUCUGCCACACAUUCUCAAUAAUUUUCUCAAACACUCACCCCAAAUGUAUUUCGAGACACUCAUUUUUAUGUCUUCGACAUUUUUUAUCUCAUUUAAAAUGAAAAUUACAAGCAAAAAUACCUGAAUGGAGCAAUUUAACUUGUGUGUACGGUACCGAAAACCCGCACACCACAAGCUCCCCCACGCCGUUUUGUUAUUAACACUUUUCAGGGACAAAAUAUAAAAAAAGUUUCAUAUAGAAAACGGGUAAUAUAAUCGUAGUUUUAAUUUGAUCUAUAAAAUUAGUAUUGUAGAAUUAAAUAAAUAUCAUUAAAUGUGUGAACUGAA